Cottoperca gobio is the source of this 2751-nucleotide messenger RNA. It is a transcript of the gene ccdc126, whose product is annotated as coiled-coil domain containing 126. Bases 866 to 1354 code for a protein of 162 amino acids. Gene Ontology annotation, cellular component: membrane. The transcript is spliced from 3 exons. The record is from RefSeq and is a predicted model, not a curated record. NCBI's taxonomy places the organism in Eukaryota, Metazoa, Chordata, Actinopteri, Perciformes, Bovichtidae.
GAAUACAUUUCCCACAAUGCAGUAGUAAUGACGCACGCGGUAGAGUUCAGGGGAACCAUGACAGUCUGCACAGUUGCAUGCUUGGAGUUCUAGCUACCGACUUUUGCUUGCUAGGACCAUGUCGAUUUCUGGACCCUGGAAGAAGCCGAAAUGACUGACAGAGUGAACUGACACCACAACACAAAGCUUGGCAGCUAACCUUUUCAACGGAGACCGCGGGCUUCUCUGGAUAUUUCCCCCAGGGACAACCACGGCACCACGGGAACAACAAGUAUCAUUCAGUAUCAGCCAGAGGUAGCAGCUGGAGCUCUCAGUCGCAUCGUCUCUGAUCCUCUGGAGCCUGUUAAUUCCUGCUUGAACCUCAAGAUAGCUUCUCAGACAACACACUGGGUCAACAAUGCCUGCGGACCCCCUACCUGAACGCCCAGUCUGCAUUUGUGAUUUGGUGUUGGACAUCUUGCAACCAACGUACCUUUCCAAAAACCCCUGACUGCCGGUGUGGGCGUCAGCUUCCUUCUGGUGUCACCUUCUAGCCUCUGCUGUUGUUUCUCAUCUCCUUUUUAGAAGGGCAGGAUGCCUUUAGUGAUUAGAGAAACUUCUUCGGCUGUACGGGUAUAAUGCACGCAUGUGUGCUGCUGGAGUUUACUUGAGCGAGGCACUGAAUCUAUUCCAGCUCUAGGAAUUCUUUGCAGUGGACUUUGAACACUGGCCUCUCUCUAGAUACGGAGAGCAGAAAAGAGAAUUUCCCUGCAGGAAUACAGUAAAUAUCACCCUAUCGAUUUAUUGCUACAUCCACACCCAAGAAAAGACCUUCAGUCUUAGACCAGGCCUCUGCAGCUCCCCUUCCCUUCGCCACCCCAGUACCAUGCUGGGUGCACUCCUGCGGAGGAACAUGUCCCAGAAGCUGAGUGUGCUGCUGAUGGUAUUCGGCCUGGCGUGGGGACUUAUGCUGCUGCGCUACACUGUGCAGCAGCCUCGCCAUCAGAGCAGCGUCGAGCUACGUGAGCAGAUCCUUGAGCUCAGCCGGCGAUACGUCAAGGUCCUGACAGAGGAGAACCAGAAUGCACCAGGUGGGCCGCAGGGAACCUCCAUGGCUGGUUAUGCUGAUCUGAAGAGGACUAUCGCUGUGCUGCUGGACGACAUUUUGACACGGCUGGUCAAACUGGAGGGUAAAAUUGAGUUGGCUGUCAAUGCCUCGUCCACUAACACCUCCCACACAGCAGGGGGCGUCCUUGCCUCUGCUGCAGCUGCCCUACAGAAAUCCUCAAAGCAGGAGACAGCUGACAGCCACCCAGGGAUGUCCCGCCUUCACCCACACAUCCCUAAUAGGCCUCGGCCACAUCAUGGAGCAUAGUCUAGUUUUUGUUUUUUAGCACAUCACACUUUUCCAGCAUUUAUCACUGAUGUUACAACAUCAGACGAAUGAAAAGCAAUAGGGAGACAUGGACAUCUAGAAAAAUUAAAUUUGGGAUGCUUCUCAGAAAUGUUCGGCCAACUCGGAGGGAAGAAGAAGGACUUCUUUAGGCUCUGUCCUAUCUUAUGCUGAUAUUUUAUUUAUUUUUUACCAGGACUAUCCAGCACAUUUUUUAUAUUUGCAUUGCUGAUUUUCUUUGGUUUAGAUAGAUUUUUAGCAUUUUUUUGAAUAAUGCCAUAUUUGAAUCUUAUGACUGUUUUAGCAAAUGCAGAGAGGUAUAAAUACUCUUGGAACUGAACCAGAUUCUCAUACGCUUUAUCAUAAAAAUAGCUUGAAAUGCUCCCCUAUCUAAAUUGUAUACUGUUUUACAAUACUGCUUCAAUAUAUCAAAAUGCUGACCUAAACAGUACACUCGUUAGUAAAUAGUUAGGAAUAGCUGUUUUGUAGGUUUUAGCUGGUGCAGUUGCUAAUUACUGUAUGAAGAAGAUUCUACUUUAAGCUUACACAUAGUCUUAAGAAUAUUUCAAACUGUAUAGUUCGCCUGUAAGAGAUAAUCCAAAGAAUGUUAUAUUUGCACUCCAUCUGCAGGCAGGAUAAUUGUGUAUAUACAGUUGCUGUUAAGACAGUUUGAGGUUUAUGCAGAAUAUGAAUGGAUGAUUCCUAUUUGCCAAUGUUAACCAGAGCGUGUGUGUGUGCUUUGUCUCAGUUUAAAUCCAAAGGUUCCCUUGCCCAGUGUUGAGAAAUGUUUUAAUUUAGGUGUGUAGCAGAUUGAAUGUACUGUGUAGUCAGUCUUCAGCCCUUUCGUGCUGUUAAGAUGACUGACCUACUGCUUACACAUGUUCAGGGUUCAUGUUGCACUGUGACUCUAUAGAGAUUUUCUAAAAAUACUGGGCUCAUUCAACUUUGACUUAAGGGAUAUUUUUAGGAUGUGAGACGUCAUGCUCUGGAAUAUCAAUUCUUCUGCGUAUCAUUACCAUAAUACUAAGAAGCUCUGGCACCUGUCCAUAGAAAGAAGAUCUUUAGUUUGCACAUCAUGAAGCUCAUUAACGUGAUAGGUUUGUGCGGGAAGAAAAGUGGGCAAUACUUUCAUUGAUACUACUUGAGGAUUGUAUGAGACAAAGUCAAUGUGGGAGGCAUACAUUUUUUAAUAAUGUUGCUUACACAUUAGAGACUUAACUAUAUAUGAAGGCCUUUAGACUAAACUGUGUUAUGACUAUUUCUGCAUUGAGUAAUGCCAUAAAUGUAUUUUGCUUCAUAAUGCUGAAGUUGAAAAGAUGUUGAGCCAGUCAGCUGCUGUGAGAUAGCUUCAUUAAUAAAUUGACAUUAUGGAAAAAAUA